This is a messenger RNA of Bombus pyrosoma, 4380 nucleotides long. Its product is annotated as stabilizer of axonemal microtubules 1-like. Gene Ontology annotation, biological process: microtubule anchoring. Gene Ontology annotation, molecular function: microtubule binding. The coding region runs from base 2084 to 3577 and encodes 497 amino acids. The transcript has 12 exons. Gene Ontology annotation, cellular component: axonemal microtubule; sperm flagellum; centriole. The record is from RefSeq and is a predicted model, not a curated record. NCBI's taxonomy places the organism in Eukaryota, Metazoa, Arthropoda, Insecta, Hymenoptera, Apidae.
AUUGUGACAGAAAUAAUCUGCUUACGGCAUAAUUUUAAAAUCAUACGUACGUAUAGUUCAAUAACGCGUUGCAUAUUGCUUUCUGUAUUUCACGGUAAGGUUAUCGAGCUUUGAUGCUUUUUGUUUUUUACCUAGCACAGCCAACAACGUUCUACUUCCUAUAAACAAUAUUGGAAUAUUGAAUAUACACAUGUCGCAAUAAUUUGAUUCUAGAAAAUAUCGAAAGUACUUUUGCUUUCUUCUCCAGUUCAUUAUCAUAUUUUAUUUUCUUUUGCAUUGUGUAAAGAAUAUAAAACAGUUUUAUAAAUUCGCUUUAAUAUAUGAAUAUGAGUUUCAUUGAAAAUUCGGUAGAAACCUAAAAUGUAAUUGUUGAAAAAAUAAUCUAAUAGAUGUAUUGUAAAUACAUAGUACCAUUAUAAUAUGCUAACCUUUUCUGACCUUUAAAAUCAAAAAUUCAUAUUACAAACAUAUUGCAACCAUUUAGCAAACAUUAAUAGGAAAAUAUUGAAAUUAUUGCCAAAUUGUUACACAAUACAAAAGAGACCAAAACAUAUUUAUUCGAAACGCAAAACGGCGAUGAUAUAUAUUCCUGAUUAUUCUGCUUCAUACAAAAAGUGGUCAAUUCAAUAUCAUAUAUAUGUGAUUCACAUACCGAAAUCACAAUUCGCAAACAUUAAUUAUUUACUACAUGUUAUGUACAUAGUAAUGUGGAAAUUAAUUACUUUUUUAUGUACUUCAGUUUUUAUUAUAAUAAGCGAGAAAUCAAGUUAUCUACCAGUCCGUUAUGCUUUAAAGAAAAGUGUUAAACGUAUACAUACCAUAUACGUUUAAUCUUAAAGAAUUCUGAAGAAAUUACUCAGCAUGAGGUAGAAAAAUAAAGUUACAAUUUCCCCAGUUGUGAGUUUCUUGGACAACGCACUUACCGAUUGGACAAAUCAUGGUCUUUUACAUAUAACUUAUAGUAUUAGUUAUCAACAGAAGAGACUGCUGCAAUAAAAAUGCGGCUCUACUUUUCAGUAAUUUGAGUAAAACAACAAGAACGUUCUAUAAAUUGAUAGUCAACUAAUGUUCCUAGUUAUAAACUUCAAUAUCAUUCUUUCUCUCCCAAUAUGUACGUUUUAAACACUAAAAAUGCUAACUAUAAUUCGUUAAACCGUGCGUAUUUCAUAUGGUAACUGUAAGGAAAGUAAAAUUCGCGUUGAGUUUAAUCGCAUAUCAUUACUUUGCCACUGUUGUUUGCCGCCCUGUUUACACAGGGCUUUUGGCGAGUGGCCAAAUUUCUCGUGUCUCGUUUAGUUUUUGGAACGUACUUCCCGAAUUUAGAGGAGGAAGCGAAACGCACUGGCUUCCAUACAGUGUGAAUCAGAGUUCACAUCUCGCGUAUCCCUUUGCCAAAGAACCGGUCGGUACACUCAUCGGUAUUUAUUGAGCGUCAGGCGUUCUCGUUCAUUCUGAUAAAUAAAUCAUUUUCAUUGUAAAAUCUACGCAAUCGUUCCUUCCGAACAAAUUCUUUAUUUAUUUUUUUCUCGAAUAGCAAGUUGCAAAAACGACUCGAUUGCCUGAACCCUCUACUUUUCAAGAGUAUCGCAAAAGUGGCCUUCCGUGAAAAGUACGCAGCGGAUGUUAAUUGCCUUCCUUUGACUUUUACGUAUUAUUUCACGAUUAAACACUCGGGCAUCGUACGGUUAAUAGGAGAAACGAUAAAUGAUACAAGUAGCAUAUUGUAAUUUUAUACCUGACGAAUUAUAUUUCUUUCCGUUACAAAAGAGAAGCGAGAGCAAUAAUUGUACCUGAACGUUCAACAAAUUUGUUGAUGCUAGAGGAAUUUUUGAUUAGAAAAUUUCAUCGUACAAUUUCAUUUAUAAUGUAACUUAAGGAAUUAUGGCAAAUCGUUUCAUAGCCUACUGUGGUAUGAACUUUUUACAAUGCGAUAUAGUAUAAAACCACUGACUUCUGAUAUAAUCGUCCACUAUUUCUUUUUUGAUAUUAAUAUUUUUCAAUCUUUUAAUUAAAUGAAAAUAUAUUUUAUUCUUUCAGUUUCAGAAAACAACGUUAUUUCCUAUUAUGAAAAGCCGUUAUCAUCAUGCAGAUCUGUACUAUCAAUCCGCCCGAGUGCAAGCAACAACAACAACAACGACAAUCCGUCAUUGAGGAAAGAAGUAAAAUUAAGAUAAAUCACGAUGAUUGCUGUAACUGCUGCUGCUGUUGUACAACUCCACAACGUACAUGCUAUAAAUAUGUGCAACCAGAGGUACCAAAGUCCUUUGCCCCAAUUCGUCAUUAUUGGAAAUCAGGUAUACCAAUGGAUAAUAACACUACAUACCGACUCUCCUAUUGGGAGUGCCCGAGUGCUCCUGUGGAUCCUAUCCCGCCUCGAAAUUGGUUAGUGACCGGAAAUGGUGAAAUAUCAGACGAAACAACAUAUAAAAACAGUUAUUUUGAACACUUAUGUGUAAAACCUGAAUCACCCUGUAUACCUUGUGAGAAACAAUGGCUCGGUAGAGGUCCUAUACAGGAUGUUACAACUCAAAAACAUGACUAUACAUGGAAGUCUCUACCACAAAUAGAACCUUAUAAAGCAGAGAAUAAUUUAUACUGUGCACCUGCACCGUUACUCGAUGAUACAACAUAUAAAUUAAGCUACUAUCAGUCUGGUUGUAAUCUACCUACGCUAUCUUACGCUCCUAUAAGAAAAUAUGUUAAACCAGAUAUUCCAAUGGAAGACCAUACAACGUACAAACUUAGUUAUUGGCCAAAUAAAUCUAUGAAGGAAGAACCUCUAUGGCAGAGAAAAGAAUAUUCGCCACCUAUCGAACCGGUGGAUGGGUGCACAACUUACAAAUUAAGUUACUGGCCACAUUCAGAAAAAAGACGUUCACCAAUCAUACUUCAGCCAACUGAGAAUCUUCUAAAUGCUGGUUGUUGCACCGAGGAUAACACAACUUACCGUCUGAGUUACUUUGGCUGUGGAGGAGAUAAGCGAACUCCUAUUCGGCAACCUAACAAUAUUCAGUUUUCGCCUUGUUCUCUGUCUUAUGAUACCAUUCAUCGAAUGAGUUUCUUGGGCAACUGGUGUGUUAAGCAAGAACCACCGAUCAUACCUUGCGAUAAACAAUUUUUAGGUAGAGGGCCCAUACAAGAGGUAACCACGCAAAAACAUGAUUAUACAUGGAAGAAUAUACCAUUAGAACCAGAUGCUCGUCGCGCAGAUAACCUUGUUCCUGCGUGUACACCUAUCGAAUGUUGUACUACUUACAGACUUUCUUAUUUAGAGAACGAUCUUAAAUCGUUAACACCUAUUCAUAAUUACGCGCCAGUACGUACAUGCUGCUUACCAGAUGUUCCAAUGGAAGCAGAAACUGUCAUGCAGCUGAGUUAUCAGCCUGUGGAGUGUGUGGAUAAAGUUGAAAAACCAUGGAGUGAGAGACCUCCUUACCAACUUCCAGUCACUCCUAUGGAAGAUAAUACUACAUACAAUAAAAGGUUCUCCACCUUACUUAAAUUGCUUGUCGAACCGCAAUCGAAGAUCCAAAUGCUUUACGAACGAUCGAACGAACAGAAAAAUAAUUUAGUUUAAAUAUGUAUUAAAAAUUGUAUUUAUGUAAAUUAUGAUUAUUUUUUCAGUUACAUUCCACCUGGUACAUUGUGCCUGUAAUUGUGGCAUAUUUGCAUGCGUAUUUCAUCAGCAAAAACAUUAAGGUAAAAAUUUAGAAUAUUUUAAUAGUAUAUUAUACCAUUAAGUUGCAUAGAAACCAUAACAAUUAUAUGUAAAUACGAAGCAAUGUGUUAUGUCAUAAUAUACUCUGUUGUGGUACUACUAAUUUGGUUAAACUAUCAAUACAAAGUGUAAAAGCAUAGGCAAUUAUAAUCAAAACAUUCUACACUCUAUUAUUAGAAUACAAAUUACACAAUGAUAGGCGGAAUGUUAAAUUGUGCUACAUAUGAAGCAUCUGUUCCAUACACAGGUGAUACACAUGUAGAAGAAAAUUGACAGUAUGCAUUCUUUGAAGGACAACAUCAAAGCGACUGAGAAUACAAAUUAAGCUUGAAUGGGGUGAGUCUGAAUGUUCUACCUUUUCUUUAUAAACGUAUCUUUUUUAUAAUAAACUUACAUGUACCAUAUGAGUAGUACGAGUAGUGAAAAAAAUGAAUUUUAGAAUCUAGUACAAAGAUGUGACCAAUAUUUUAUUAUGUACAAAAUAUUAUGUUCCAGACAAGUUCUAAAAGUAAUAAAUACAGACCAUCAAAAGUGUGUUUACUUUAUUAUGCAUUCCUUAUGGAUCCUUUAACAAUUUUUAUGUCAUCAACGGGUCUGUCAUUCUUAUCAGUUUCCACUAAUCCAAUCCUUUUCACUAUUGUCAUACCAGAAUGGAUUCUUCC